Molecule: messenger RNA, 354 nt
Organism: Vigna angularis (adzuki bean)
Lineage: Eukaryota; Viridiplantae; Streptophyta; Magnoliopsida; Fabales; Fabaceae
Exons: 1
Coding region: 1-354 (117 amino acids)
Source: RefSeq, a predicted model, not a curated record
AUGCCAUCAUAUGCAAAAUUUUUUAAGGAACUCCUUACGAAGAAAAGGAAAUACAUUGAGAAGGAGACCAUUGAAGUACAAGGGAACUACAGUGCAAUCAUACAGAGAUUACCUCCUAAGUUUAUAAAUCCAGGGAGCUUCACUAUUCCAUGCACUAUAGGAGAGUUGGAAGUUCGAAGGGCGUUGAUUGACUUGGGAGGUAGCAUUAACUUAAUUUCGCUUUCCAUGUUCAAAAGAAUUGAGGGUUUGGAACUCAAACCUACUAGAAUGGCGCUUCAACUAGCGGACAGGUCUCUUAAAUAUCCGUAUGGGGUAGUUGAAGAUGUGCUGGUAAAGGUUGAUGAUAACAGUUGA